UUCAAGGGUCCCUUUUAGGUUUUAGUGGCUUGUGAAUGUCCAUUGAGUGCACUCAGAGCCUAUCAAGAUGUUGAACAAGUUUACAUUCGCCUUGGGCGUUGCCACUGUCAUCGCCGUUUUGGCCAUUGGCGCCCAUUCACAAACCGUUAACGAUCACGACAAGAUCGUCUCUUGUUACAUUGGAACAUGGGGAUUUUACAGACAAGGAAUGGGCAAGUUCGACAUUGAGGACAUCGACACCCAAUACUGCACCCAUGGAUUCUACGGUUUUGCCGAUUUGGAUAAUAUCACAUGGACCAUGUACGCAUACGACCCCUGGUACGAUCUGGCCCCUGAGGAUUGCGAGCCUUUCUACUGCAACUAUGACUCUUAUCGUCGAUUCACUGCCCUGGGAUCCGACAAGUUCGUUCCCAUUUUGUCUAUUGGUGGAUGGAACGCCGGUUCCGGAAAGUACUCGAUGAUGGCCAAAGAUCCCGCCAAGAGGAAGACCUUCGUGGAUUCUGUGAUUCCGUUCCUGGAAAAAUUUAACUUCAAGGGUUUGGAUUUGGAUUGGGAGAAUCCCGGAGAGCGUCUGGGAGCUGACGCCACUGUCGACAAAGAGAACUUCAACAAGUUGGUGGAUGAGCUGUACCAAGCCAUGAACCCAAAAGGCAUGAUUUUGACCUCCGCCAUGGCAUCAGGUUACAAGACAGUGGAGACUGGAUACGACGUUCCCUUCCUUUCUGAGCGUUUGGCUAUUCUUAACAUCAUGACCUACGAUUACCACGGCUACUGGGAAGGCCAUAAUUAUACUGGUGUGAACAGUCCCAUUUAUCCUCGUGAGGAAGAGACCGACCCCGAACAUCCUUGGUACAAGUUUAACCAGUUUGACGCUAUUCAAAAUUACAUCGCUCAAGGAGCCCCAUUAGACAAGCUGGUUUUGGGCGUGGCCUCGUAUGGUCGUGGUUUUGUCCUGGACGAUGAGACUCGCAACGGAUUGUAUUGCGACACCAAAGCUGGAAUCCCCAUGGGUCCCUAUUCCAUUGAUGAUGGCUUUUGGGGAUACAUCGAGAUCCUACAAGCCCAGAGCAACGACACCUUGGCCCCCAAUCUUCCCGGAGCCAAUCCCAAGGAAUGGACUGUAGUCGUGGAUGGCUGCUAUCAAACUCCCUACAUGUACAACGGUCCCUACUGGAUCGGUUAUGACAACGAGGAAUCCAUUAAGAAGAAGGUGGACUUUGCCAACUUGUUGGGCAUUGCUGGAGUCAUGAUGUGGUCCAUUGACACAGACGAUUUCGUUGGAGUCAACGGAGGAUCCGCUUGGCCGCUUUUGAGGAAGGUCAACCAAGAGCUCAUCAACGGCGACACUUUCGAUCCCAAUGUUCCCGGCAACCCUGGAUGCAAAACUGCUCCCAGUUGCGCUGACGGCGAUUUUGAUAUGACCACGGCUGAAGAUACGACCACCACUUCGACCACAGAGGCAUGGUCAACCACUACGUCUAGCGCCGAUGAUUCGACCACCAGUGGACAAGGUGGCCUCCCUGCUGCUUGCACCACCCAUAACGAGUACUUGCCCUAUCCUGGAGACUGUCACAAAUAUUACCGUUGUGUGGACAGUGACGGUGAUGGUGUUUUCGAUAUUGAGGUUUACAAUUGCGGCGACUUCGUGUAUGAUCCCAAUUCCAGUGCUUGCGUGGAUCCUAAUUUGCUUGGGUAUGAAAAUUUGUGCGAAAGUUAAUCAUAAUUUCAAAUAAAAAACAAGUACAUUGUUUUAUCAAUAUGUGA
Messenger RNA from Tigriopus californicus, 1764 nucleotides. Its product is annotated as acidic mammalian chitinase-like. Bases 68 to 1717 code for a protein of 549 amino acids. Gene Ontology annotation, cellular component: extracellular region. The transcript has 5 exons. Gene Ontology annotation, biological process: chitin catabolic process; carbohydrate metabolic process. Gene Ontology annotation, molecular function: chitin binding; chitinase activity. The record is from RefSeq and is a predicted model, not a curated record. NCBI's taxonomy places the organism in Eukaryota, Metazoa, Arthropoda, Copepoda, Harpacticoida, Harpacticidae.